This is a messenger RNA of Juglans regia (Persian walnut), 1162 nucleotides long. Its product is annotated as transcription factor TCP20-like. Gene Ontology annotation, molecular function: sequence-specific DNA binding; DNA-binding transcription factor activity. The coding region runs from base 133 to 1017 and encodes 294 amino acids. The transcript has a single exon. Lineage: Eukaryota; Viridiplantae; Streptophyta; Magnoliopsida; Fagales; Juglandaceae. Gene Ontology annotation, cellular component: nucleus. The record is from RefSeq and is a predicted model, not a curated record.
AGUGAAAACCUGUCUAGGACUUUUCAGUCACCUUCUUCAAUCAAAGAAAGAGGACCCCUUUUUCUUUCUUUUCUUUUUUUUUUUUCAUUUUUUUUUUUGGCCUUUUUUCCUUUUUCUUAUUUUGCCCUGUUCAUGGAUCCCAAGGGCUCAACGGCAAAGCAGCCACAACAAGUCCCAAACUUCUUAAGCGUCCCUCAGCCACCACCACCACAACAACAACAACCAAACAUGGGUGAGAACAAGCCUGCUGAAAUCAAAGACUUCCAGAUUGUGAUUGCUGACAAAGAAGAGGGCAAGAAGCAGUUGGCCCCCAAGAGAAGCUCAAACAAAGACAGGCACACCAAAGUUGAAGGCAGGGGAAGGCGGAUAAGGAUGCCGGCUCUAUGUGCAGCUCGGAUUUUUCAAUUGACCAGAGAAUUGGGCCACAAAUCUGAUGGGGAAACCAUACAGUGGCUAUUACAGCAGGCUGAGCCGUCGAUAAUUGCAGCCACCGGGACGGGAACUAUACCGGCUUCAGCUUUGGCAGCGGCAGGGGGCUCUGUUUCGCAGCAGGGGACCUCUCUAUCGGCUGGAUUGCACCAAAAGAUUGAUGAUUUAGGGGGGUCCAGUAUUGGGUCAGGCAGUAGGACCAGUUGGGCAAUGGUAGGUGGGAAUUUAGGGAGACCCCAUGUGGCCACAGGGUUAUGGCCCCCGGUCAGUGGCUUUGGGUUUCAGUCAUCAUCUGGUCCAUCGACAACUAAUUUGGGCAGUGAGAGUUCAAAUUACCUGCAAAAGAUUAGCUUCCCUGGCUUUGACUUGCCAGCCAGCAAUAUGGGUCCUAUGAGUUUCACCUCAAUAUUGGGUGGGAGUAACCAGCAGCUACCUGGGUUGGAACUUGGCUUGUCCCAAGAUGGUCAUAUUGGGGUUUUGAACCCCCAAGCCUUGAGCCAUAUUUAUCAGCAGAUGGGGCAUUCUAGAGUGCAGCAGCAACAGCAUCAUCCUCCUGCUAAGGAUGAUUCUCAAGGGUCAGGGCAGUAGGUUUGGACUUUGGGGACAUUAAAAUCUACAAAUUUGAAGAGGGGCAUCAAAGAAGUGGCACUUUCAGAGGCUGAGUUCUUUUGUAAUGGUUUUUGUAUUGUAUAAUUUGGAAAAAGAAAAAAAAAAAAAAAAAAACGAGACAAGA